GAACAACUGCGCAGCGCUGUGUUUCCGACCGGAGGACUUUAGCAGGAGUACCAGCAUAAGUCAUGAAGGAGGUUUUGCGGAAGAUACACAGCAUCUUCCUAAAGGUCGUCCUGUUUCCGAGAACAUUUGGCAGCACAGGCCCGCGGCCAGCUGCCUCCGAAGUGUUGACCUGCCACCUGCUGCAGCGUCAACUACCUCCGUGGACCUCAUACUGUGUCCGCUACAGCUCCGUCCACAACGACCAGUUUGGACUGUCCAACUUUAACUGGAGGGUGCAGGGAGCAAACUACCAGAUACUGAGAACAGGCUGCUUCCCCUUCAUAAAAUAUCACUGCAGCAAAGCGCCUCCACAGAACCUGGACUUUGAGGACAAGUUUUUCACCAUGUUGAAAGUUAUUAAUCUGGGCAUCCCUUGUUUGGCCUAUGGCAUCGGUUGCUGGAUGGUGGUGGGAGCUGCAGAAACAGUGCAGACGAGUGUGGGACCCGUCACUGUAUAUUUUGCCUAUAAAGAAGACGAAGGCGCGCAGUACUAAACCACAAACUAAAGACAUUUUUGAUUGUGUUUUCAAGAAACUCUUCCAAAAGCUGCUGUAUUUACAACCGUUCCCGAGGUGUUGUUCUGGUGGACCUAUCGACCAAAGUGCCAUCUUGUGUCAUUAGUGCUCCCUUUUGUCUGACUGCACAAGUUCAUUUUAGGUGUUUAAUUAUUCAAGAUUUAAAAGUUGCAGUGGAGGAGUCAGUUAUGCAUGUUAUUACACUGACAUACAAUACUGACUGUGUUUAUUCAGAAAGCUACAUUUCCAUGAAAGAUUAAUGAAAAGUUUAGGAUUUCUCGAAGAAUAGACAAUUUGACACUACGCCUUUUCCUGGAUGUCUUCGAAGCGGUGUUUGUGAACAUUGUAUCAGUCUUCAGUGUCUUCAUAGUCACUGUAAAAGUUUAUUUUUGCAGUAAAUAUUAAAGUGUAUGAAACGACACAGUAAUAACA
Molecule: messenger RNA, 986 nt
Organism: Morone saxatilis (striped sea-bass)
Lineage: Eukaryota; Metazoa; Chordata; Actinopteri; Moronidae
Gene: cunh15orf61
Product: chromosome unknown C15orf61 homolog
Exons: 3
Coding region: 63-533 (156 amino acids)
Source: RefSeq, a predicted model, not a curated record